AUGCUGGUCCCGAUCUCUAGUCUUCAGUCUUGGCCCUGUUUCAACUUUCACUUUCAUGUGUGAAAAAUCGAAACUCUAACUCAACUGAGUGUUAGUGAAAGAAGGUGUGUCCUGCUCCCCAUGACAGGUUGCUCAGAGACUGCUGAUUUCCACCGCUAUAUAAAGAGAGUCCCCGGCAUACAGGGACUGCUGUGCUCCAGGCGUCUGCCACCAUGUGGGUACUCACGCCUGCUGCUUUUGCUGGGAAGCUCCUGAGUGUGUUCAGGCAACCUCUGAGCUCUCUGUGGAGGAACCUUGUCCUGCUGUUCUGCUGGCUGAGGGCAACCUGGCUGCUAGCUUCCAAGAGGACAAAGCAGCAGCUGGUCUGGAGAGAGCCAGAUGAGACCAAAGAGGAGGAAGAGGACCCUCCUCUGUCCACCACCCCAACCAGCGUCAACUAUCACUUCACUCGCCAGUGCAACUACAAAUGCGGCUUCUGUUUCCACACAGCCAAAACAUCCUUUGUGCUGCCCCUUGAGGAAGCAAAGAGAGGAUUGCUUUUGCUUAAGGAAGCUGGUAUGGAGAAGAUCAACUUUUCAGGUGGAGAGCCAUUUCUUCACGACCGGGGAGAAUACCUGGGCAAGUUGGUGAAGUUCUGCAAAACAGAGCUGCAGCUGCCCAGCGUGAGCAUCGUGAGCAACGGAAGCCUGAUCCGGGAGAGAUGGUUCCAGAAUUAUGGUGAAUAUUUGGACAUUCUCGCUGUCUCCUGUGACAGCUUUGACGAGGAAGUCAAUGUCCUUAUUGGCCGUGGCCAAGGAAAGAAGAACCAUGUGGAAAACCUUCAAAAGCUGAGGACAUGGUGUAGGGAUUAUAGAGUCGCUUUCAAGAUAAAUUCUGUCAUUAAUCGUUUCAACGUGGAAGAGGACAUGACGGAACAGAUCAAAGCACUAAACCCCGUCCGCUGGAAAGUGUUCCAGUGCCUCUUAAUUGAGGGUGAGAAUUGUGGAGAAGAUGCUCUGAGAGAAGCAGAAAGAUUUGUUAUUGGUGAUGAAGAAUUUGAAAGAUUCUUGGAGCGCCACAAAGAAGUGUCCUGUUUGGUGCCUGAAUCUAACCAGAAGAUGAAAGACUCCUACCUUAUUCUGGAUGAAUAUAUGCGCUUUCUGAACUGUAGAAAGGGACGGAAGGACCCUUCCAAGUCCAUCCUGGAUGUUGGUGUAGAAGAAGCUAUAAAAUUCAGUGGAUUUGAUGAAAAGAUGUUUCUGAAGCGAGGAGGAAAAUACGUAUGGAGUAAGGCUGAUCUGAAGCUGGAUUGGUAGAGCGGAAAGUGGAACGAGACUUCAACACACCAGUGGGAAAACCUCUGGAGUGACUGCCAUUGUCUGCAGUGCUAUCCCGUUGGUAUUUCCCAAUGGCUGAAAACCUGAUUUUCUGCUGCACAUGACAUCUGAUUACCUGUGGUCACUGAACACAUAAAUAACUUGGAUAGCAAAUCCUGAGACAAUGGAAAACCACGAACUUUACUUCAUUGACUUAGAACCUUGUUGUUAUUGAAACAGCACUUCUGUUUUUGAGUUUGAUUUGGCUAAAAAGAGGGAAUACACACAGGAAUAAUGGCCCCAAAAAAGCUUAGACAAGGUCCCUAUACACAGGACCUGACCUUUAGCUCAAUGGUGCAUUUGUAAGAAAUAAGCUCUAGUGAUAUCUGUGGGGGCAAUAUUUAAUUUGGAUCUGACAUUUUAAACAAUGUUUACUGUGAUUUCUGUAUUUCCAUUUUGAAGCCAUUUCUUGUUCCAGGUUUGUUCGUUUGACAGAGUCAGUAUUUUUUGCUAAAUAUCCAGAUACCAGUUUUCACAUCUGAGACAUUAUAAAGUAUCUGCUUCAAUUAUUUCUGCUGGUUAUAAUGCUUUUUUUUUUUUUUUUUUUGGCCUUUAUGCCAUUGCAGUCUUGUACUUUUUACUGUAAAGUAUAGAAAUAGUCAACAGAUGUUUCCAAGAAUGUAUGAUAUGAUAAUUCUCCCAAUUUUCAAGAAGUCCCUAGAAGGAGAUAACACAUAUUUACAUGUGUACAUGCAUGCAGUUUAUACGUGCACAUUGUUUCUAUUCCAGAAACAACGUCUACCUCCAAUUUCCCCAGUACAUCAUGCUAUAUCACACUUCUGUGCUUUUAUGAUUCCAUUCCCUUCAAUUUAAAAAAGGGUGCAGCCCUGCGCAUGGUGGCUGUUCCAUGAAUGCUGGCUACCUAUAUAUGUGUGGUACCUGUUGUGUUCCUUUCUCUUCAAAGAUCCUGAGCAAAACCAAGAUACGCUUUCCAUUUGAUGAUGGCAUUGACAUGGGAGCAGUGCUUGUACUGCUUUGUUCACCUAUCAUUUGGCCACAUGAGGCUGUCAAGCAAAAGAAUAGAAGUAUCGUUGAAUAGCUGGUUGUCCCUACGUUUCUGAGAGGUGAUGGCACACAGGGUUGGCAUAAGAUACCCUAAAAUCACGCUGGAACCUUGGGUGAAGAAGAAUGUGAGCAAGAGUAGAGAGAGUGCCUGGAUUUCAUGUCAGUGAAUCCAUGUCACCAUAUCAUAUUUUUGAAUGAACUCUGAGUCAAUUGAAAUAAGGUACCAUCUAGGUCAGUUUAAGAAGAGUCAACUCAGAGAAAGCAAGCGUGAGGGAAAAUGUCACGUAAACUAGAUCAGGGAACAAAAUCCUCUCCUGGUGGAAAUAUCCCAUGCAGUUUGUUGAUAUAACUUAGUAUCUUAUUGCCUAAAAAAUAAUUUCUUAUCAUUGUUUCAAAAAAGCAAAAUCAUGGAAAAUUUUUAUUGUCCAGGCAAAUAAAAGGUCAUUUUAAUUCAGCUGCAAUUUCAGUGUUCCUCACUAGGUGGCAUUUAAAUGUUGCCUGAUGUCAUUAAACACCAUCCAGAAAUUCUGCUUCAUAAUCUGUUCUCAAGACUUGGUGAUUUUAAGUUUUGGUUUUUGUGACUUUGUUUCUCAGAAAAAAAAAAAUCCUACUUAAAUUUUAAGUCACUAUAAUUCAAUUUAAAUAUGUGCGUGUCUCAUCCAGGAUAGGAUAGGUUGUCUUCUAUUUUCCUUUUUACCUAUUUACUUUUUUGUUAGAAAAGAGAAAAAUGAAUUAUAAAGCUGUUCCCCAUGAGUUUUGAUUGUAUCUAAGCUAUGAUGACCUUCAUAUAAUCAGCAUAAACAUAAAAUAAAUUUUGUACUUAACAUGAGUGCACUUUGCUGAUCCUCAUGGCACGGUGGCUCACGCCUGUAAUCCCAGCACUUUGGGAGGCCGAGGUGGGUGGAUCAUGAGGUCAGGAGUUCGAGACCAGCCUGGCCAACGUAGUGAAACCCCGUUUCC
Molecule: messenger RNA, 3320 nt
Organism: Chlorocebus sabaeus (green monkey)
Lineage: Eukaryota; Metazoa; Chordata; Mammalia; Primates; Cercopithecidae
Gene: RSAD2
Product: radical S-adenosyl methionine domain containing 2
Biological process (GO): positive regulation of immune response; defense response to virus
Cellular component (GO): endoplasmic reticulum membrane; mitochondrion; lipid droplet
Molecular function (GO): catalytic activity; 4 iron, 4 sulfur cluster binding
Source: RefSeq, a predicted model, not a curated record